Rhipicephalus sanguineus (brown dog tick) is the source of this 320-nucleotide messenger RNA. RefSeq names its product angiotensin-converting enzyme-like protein Ace3. NCBI's taxonomy places the organism in Eukaryota, Metazoa, Arthropoda, Arachnida, Ixodida, Ixodidae. The transcript is spliced from 3 exons. Gene Ontology annotation, cellular component: plasma membrane. Gene Ontology annotation, molecular function: peptidyl-dipeptidase activity; metallopeptidase activity. Gene Ontology annotation, biological process: proteolysis. The record is from RefSeq and is a predicted model, not a curated record. The annotation marks the transcript as partial.
AUGUACACGACACCCUGCUCCUUUUCCGCAGGCUUCCAGGAUGCAAGCGGCAUGUGGCAGGACGUGUACGAGUACGACGGCCUCGAGAGUAACAUGGCCAGGAUAUGGGAACAGCUGUUGCCGCUCUACCAGGAGCUGCACGCGUACGUACGCACCAAGCUGAGAGCCAUCUACGGCGCGGACAAGAUAUACGAAGAUGGACCCAUACCGGCGCACGUGCUCGGUCACAUCCACUCUCAAGACUGGAGUGCCUUAACCGAAAUGACCCGACCAUACCCAAACAAACAGGCUGUUGAUGUCACGAAUGCCAUGAAGGAACG